AUGCCUUCUACCGUAAAGGAAGUCCAUACGGGCAUCGUCGGCGCAGGUAUCGGCGGUCUUGCAGCGGCUAUUGCUCUUCGGCGAGCAGGGGCCCAGGUCACGGUGCUCGAGUCUGCAGAACAGCUCACCGAGAUUGGUGCUGGUAUUCAGAUGACGCCUAAUGUCUCUGUUCUUCUCCAGCGAUGGGGCGUGGACAAAGUCAUUGGCGACAACUUGGUGCAGUUCGAAGAAUUGAACAUGCGUCGCAAGGAUGGCACCCGCGUGGGGUAUACGAAGAUUGCUACUCUUGAAGAGUCUCUGGGCCGUCCAUGGUGGGUCGUGCAUCGAGCCCAUCUUCACGAAGGCCUGGUGAAAAUUGCAAAGUCUCUUGGGGCGAAGAUUUUGAUCAAUUCUGCCGUCGCUUCAAUCCGCCAUGAGAGCGCUGAUAAAGUCUUUGUGGAGACAGCGAACGGCGCAAGCUACACAUUUGACUUCCUUAUUGGAGCAGACGGUAUCAACAGUAUCACAAGAAGAACGUUGUUUCCAACGGUUACCCCGGAACCACCUACGACGAACUGUGCGUACCGAGCGUUGGUGCCAUAUGAUGAGAUACGGAAAGAUCCCAUUGCCAAAGAGCUCAUCGAGAAGAAAACCAUGGAGGUUUGGAUGGCGGAGAAUGCCUACAUUAUCACGUAUCCUAUCAGCGCGGGAAACCUCUUCAAUCUCGUUCUCUCUCACCAUCGCCCGGAGAAGCUACGAGCAACAGUGCCGGAGGUGCCCAUUGAAGAGCUUCGCAAUGAAUACAAAGACUUCGACCCCCGAAUCAAGCGAAUUGUGGAUAUGAUUGAUCACACGUCUCGAUGGCCUCUGAUGAUGACCGGCCCCCUGGAUUCCUGGUCGUCACCGCGCAAGAACGUCGUGCUCAUGGGAGAUGCGGCGCACUCCAUGGUCAACCACAUGGCGCAGGGAGCAGCUACAUCUAUGGAAGAUGGAGCGUUCCUGGCAAGGUGUAUCGGCAAAGUAGUCGAGGGUAAGAUUCGGCUCGAUGAAGCCGUCCGCAUCUACGAACAAGAGCGGAUGCCUAAGGCGCAUGCCAAACAGCAAGUGUCCUUCAUCAACGGUGCCAUAUGGCACCUUCCUGACGGGCCCGCGCAGAGGGCUCGCGACAAGGUGAUGGAGCCAGAGCUACACGGCAAGUACUAUGUGCGCAGCAGCAACCUCUAUGGCGACCCACAGACCGUGUUGAGCGUGUAUGGCUAUGAUGCCGAGGAGCACGCAGAGAUCGCCCUAGCAACGUACCUCAACCACAACAGGGAGCCAUUCGACCCCGCCACUGGCGUAACCAAAUCCCUCCAGAGCCAAUAUAUGGACUGGUUCCUGCCGUCAUCUCGCGGGGAGAAGCCUCCCCUGUCCAAGAUGUAA
Messenger RNA from Penicillium chermesinum, 1401 nucleotides. Its product is annotated as salicylate hydroxylase. NCBI's taxonomy places the organism in Eukaryota, Fungi, Ascomycota, Eurotiomycetes, Eurotiales, Aspergillaceae. The record is from RefSeq and is a predicted model, not a curated record. The coding region runs from base 1 to 1401 and encodes 466 amino acids. The transcript has 4 exons. Gene Ontology annotation, biological process: secondary metabolite biosynthetic process. Gene Ontology annotation, molecular function: FAD binding; monooxygenase activity.